Cornus florida is the source of this 822-nucleotide messenger RNA. RefSeq lists its product as uncharacterized. The transcript has 2 exons. The coding region runs from base 1 to 822 and encodes 273 amino acids. The record is from RefSeq and is a predicted model, not a curated record. Lineage: Eukaryota; Viridiplantae; Streptophyta; Magnoliopsida; Cornales; Cornaceae.
AUGAGGCAACCUCUGGAGCAAAGGGACAAAAGCAAAAAUUGUGCCUACCACAGAGAUUAUGGGCAUAUAACCAAUGAUUGCAGAUCCCUCAGGCGACAGGUGGAGAAUAUGAUAACCAGAGGAGAUUUGGCAAACUACCUUGCACCAAAAGAGCAGGCAAGGCCGAGGGAAGUCAAUCCUCGGAAAGUAGAAGGAACCCAAGUAAAGGUUAUUCAUGCGAUACAUGGGAGGUCAGAAGACGAUCAUAAGUCAGAAGAGGUAUAUCGAUCCAGACUAAGGAUAACCCACAAGCUAAGGAAGUUGUCCUCGGUAAAUACGAUCGCUUCAGGUAGUAUCAGUAUUAGGUUCAGUGAUAGAGAUUUAUCCAGAGUUCAGCUUCCCUACGAGGAUCCGCUAGUUAUCAGUCCUCUAGUGGCAAAUUGUGAUGGCCCAAGUAGCAGCGCCAAUAUUAUCACAAAGGCGGUCUUUGAGCAACUGGAGAUCCCGUCAUCAUCAAUUCGGUCUACCUCUAGUCUUUUGAUGGGGUUCGAUGUUACAAAGGUAGACCCCCUUGGGGUGAUUGAUUUGUCCGUCACUACGGCAAAAAGGACAUUGAAGGAAAACUUUAUUCUAACAGAAAUCCAUCCUUCCUACAAUCUCAUUAUGGGAAGAGGUUGGAUCCACCGAAUGAACGGGGUCCCGUUUACCCUUCAUCAGGUGAUGCGAUGUUUGUCUUCGAACGGAAAGAAGGUUAUUAAUCUAUGGGGAGAUCAGGUCGUUGCCUUAGAAUGCUACAUGUUGACACUGAAUGAAGCAAAGAAGAUAAGUAAGCAGUCCAAAUAG